AUGGAACCAACACCUCAGCGUCACAAAUCCCAUGGAAAACGUCGUGCGAUGGAAGAGCAAGCCGAAGAUGAUCGAAAUGAAGACGAAGACUUUGGGUCGGAAGAAGAAGAUGAGGAGCUGAAGAAUGGACUUCUCGAGACAGAGAGACCAGAGGAAAGUGACGCUGAACCCCCCUCUGAAGAUCAGGAGGAUCGUGAGGAUGAAGAGGACGGUGCUGACACCGAUAGUCCUCAACAUCAUAGACGUACAAAAACUCAUGGUUUCCGGUAA
Messenger RNA from Haemonchus placei, 270 nucleotides. Lineage: Eukaryota; Metazoa; Nematoda; Chromadorea; Rhabditida; Trichostrongylidae. The record is from the annotation of a GenBank genome assembly.